UGCAAGCACGGUCACACUGGCAGCGACGGUGGUGUUAGUUGAGCAAAAAAAAAAAACGAAUUCAGCAAUUGAAGUUGAAUUAAUUGAAUUGACACCAAUUGCUGCGCUUGGCAGAGAAGCAGGGAGACAAUGCAGGUGUAAUCCGCUGGCCGGGCGCCGACGCACAACACCAGGAUGCACUUUUCCAUACCGGACACGCAGGAGAUGGGCUCUGCGCCCACCUACACGGCCUACAACCUACACAUAAACGGCUGCUACCACAGCGUCUUGCGCUACAAACAGCUGCACUCCUUGAACGAGCAGCUGCGCAGGCACUGUGUGGGCGUGCCCCUGCCUGCGUUCCCACCCAAACGCCUCCUGCCGCUGACCAAUGGCCAGUUGGAGGCGCGUCGCAGUGCCCUGGAGCAAUACCUGCAGGCGGUGGGUCAAGACAGCCGCCUCGCGCGAUCCGCCCACCUGCAGCAGUUCCUGCAGCGGGCCCAACUGGACACGGCCCUCGCCGAAGGCCAGGUGACCAGCGACUGCGAGGAACAGCAGCUGGAGGUACAGGUCUACACUAAUCCCGCCGGCGAACGCAUCCUGGUCAGUUGUUCCGUGCAGCAAAACUCCAGGGCACUGUUGAGGAGCGUCUGUCGAGAUCUCCAGCUGCCCGACGAGCUGGUGCGCUAUUUCUGUCUGUUCCUUGUGCGGCGCCAGCGGAAAUCCGACGACCUGCACUUGAUGCGUCGCCUCAUGGACUUCGAGUCGCCGUACAUUACGCGUCUGCAUAUGCAGCCCUGCGAAUUGUUGCUCCGUACCUGCUACUGGGACUCGAGUCGAGAUGCCAAGCUAACUGGGAGCAAGGUGGCCCUGAAUCUGCUGUACAACCAGACCGUGGCGGAUGUGAACCGCGAGUGGGUGGUCAUCUGUUCGCCCGGCGAAGGCCGUCAGCUAAGCUGCUUGCAAUUGCAGGGAAGACCGCGCGAGUACAUGGACCUGGUGCGCCAGUUGCCCUCCUACGGUUGCCUGCAGUUUGAUGAGGCGCAAGUGGAUUAUCCGGAGCCAAAUACAAUGGCGCUGGUCAGCAUUGGCAACAAGGAGCUAGGACUGCGCACGGCACGAGGCGUCAAGAUCUAUGAGACCAAGUUCCGGGUGACCAGGAUGCGAUCGUGGCGCGUCAGCGUUACCCACAACACGCUGGAGUCACGCCUGCAGCCCUCGCACCUCCAACUGGCGUUCGAGUAUCUGAUUGGCAAGCAGACGCUGCGCUGGAUAACCAUAAAUAGCGAGCAGGCCAUGCUGAUGUCCGUGUGCCUGCAGGCGAUGGUCGACGAACUGUUGCACCGUGGUGAAGGCGGGAAGGCGGAUGGCAGCAGCGACGACGAGCAGGAGCAAACGGCGGUCACAUCGUCCUCAUCGACGCCGAGCUCGACGUGCUCCACAUCAACGUGGGCAUCUUCCUCGUGUUCUACGUCCACGGCGCCCACAACGCCGCCAGUUAGGUUUCUGUCCGAGGAUUCGGCCCCAAGAAACAAGCCUAGGAUGACGACAUCCCGCACAUUUGGAGCUGUGUUCUUCCGCAACGAUGUGGCUGACAAUGCCGCAAGGGUGUCCAACGAGGCCUUUGAAGGCAUCGGGGACGAUGAUCUAUGAAUGUGCUAAGGUAAUGCUUGCCGCAAGUUGCCAAAUUGAUUGCCUUUUCCGAGAAAAGGGCCGCCAAACUAGAUUAAAUCCAACUGCUGGUAGUGAGUGCAGAAGCAGCUUGACUCAUUUGACUAAGGUUAAAGAUUUUAUAUGUGUGUAAUACAAAAAGACACUAUCCCCUCUGCUACUUGCAAGUGUUACGAAUCCUAAAAAGGAUUUGCGCAGCCAAUGCUCAAGAUUAAUGGCUCGUCUCACCAUGAUUAUUUAUAUCUAAAUGUUGAAUUAUUGUAAAUGAUCUGUAAAUGGGAAUUUGACGAAACCUUUUAUCUCUUUUAUUAUUUCUUGUAUUGUAAUAUAUGUAUGUACUUGAACUUCUUUAUUUUAGAGUUAGAUGAAAAAUAUGUUAUGCAUUUUACAAAAAUAAAUGUACUGAUAAAUAUGGCAAAUGAAAUAGGGAGUCCAAAUGGAUUUUUCCCUAAAACAAUUAUAAAUGUAUGUACAUUCCCUUAUCUGUUGAUUCACUUUCGAAUAAAUGACGAAAAUGUUUGGACGUUGUCACCAUUUA
This is a messenger RNA of Drosophila elegans, 2188 nucleotides long. RefSeq names its product sorting nexin-17 (gene Snx17). Gene Ontology annotation, cellular component: early endosome. Gene Ontology annotation, biological process: intracellular protein transport. The record is from RefSeq and is a predicted model, not a curated record. The transcript has a single exon. Gene Ontology annotation, molecular function: phosphatidylinositol binding. NCBI's taxonomy places the organism in Eukaryota, Metazoa, Arthropoda, Insecta, Diptera, Drosophilidae. The coding region runs from base 175 to 1632 and encodes 485 amino acids.